Fusarium sp. VM40 is the source of this 2427-nucleotide messenger RNA. NCBI's taxonomy places the organism in Eukaryota, Fungi, Ascomycota, Sordariomycetes, Hypocreales, Nectriaceae. The record is from the annotation of a GenBank genome assembly.
AUGAAGAAAUGGCAUCCUCAGAGCCGGCGUUUGUUCGGCGCCAAGCUGCGGCCUCGAUCAAUGCUCAUAUUUGUAUUUGCCAUGCUCGCUGCCUACUACAUCCUGUUUGCACCAGGCACAAGUAUUCAGGUGGUCCCUUCCAACUCCCAGGGCUCCGUUCCGCCGCCGGCAGUCCCUGGAAGUGAAGGUAAUGCAAAACCAAACGGGGAGUCUGAUGCAGAAGAUCAAUAUUCCUCGAUUCACAGAGAGCUCUGGGAGCUCACGGCCGAGGAUCUCAAGGAUUGGCGUGAUCCCACUGAUGGCGAGGAUCCUAAUGAUAUCGAGCCUGGUUUCGAGAUCGAUGGGAAAGACCGAGGCUUUGGAGACCUUGGCAAACUUCAGCAUGAGAAGGACAUGAGGAAAGAAUGGAGACACGCUUACUCGGUCACAUCCAACUUCCCCAACUCAAACCACAUCUAUGGAAAGACCCUGGCGAAUCUGGAAAACCACGAAGCUCGACCCGAAGAAUUCAGCAACGAUCUUAGGUUCGACCCAGAUGCAGACGUAGAGUACAGCUCUGAGAAGCCAGUCCGCUACGACCCCUAUCCCAAGUACAACAGUGCUGCAUGGAAGGAUGCUGGAUACGCCCAGUAUUCUCCUUGUAAGGGCGCUACCGGAGAGCCUAUUGAGGAUCUGCUUGUCUUCAAGGGUAAACCUCGCGAAUGGCCUCUGCCUCGCUUUGGUAGCUACGAUGCUCUGAACAUGGACCCCAACCUCUGCUGGGAGCGAGAAACUCGACUCGGCCCCUACGGACUGCAUCGCCAGUUCAAGAAAGUUGGUGGUGAACCACAACCUCUCAAUUUUGAUAGCGUCAACUGGGGUGACCUUCAGCGGAAAUGCCUUCACAGAAAUGCUCAGCGGUUUGACAUGAACCGAGAACGCGUUAACGAGUAUCUCAACAUGUAUCCUGAGACUGUCAUUGGACCUCAGUUGCCUGAAGAGCAAGAGGAGCCUGCGCGGCUUGCCGAAGGACAGAUUUCGAAGCGGGAUAUCCUCGUGGAACCGGCAGCCAUCAACACGCCAGUUCCAGUCCAAGCAAACUCGGUACCUGUCAUGGCUAACCCCCAGCCGAUUAGCCAGCCCUUGGGCCAACAGAAGCAUGUCAGAACCCAUAAAAACCCAACGACUGGCUACAUGUCCGAGCCACGAACUGCCAUCCUCCUUCGUUCUUACACUGGAAAGGACUAUACUGAGAAUGAUAAGCAAACCAUUCGCGCGCUGGUUUCCGAGCUGUCUCUUAGGACCGGAGGCCAGUAUGAAGUCUUCUUACUGGUCCAAGUCAAGGAUAACAACCUGCGCAUUUUUGAAGACGACACAGUAUAUCAAACCGUUCUGUCGCAGAGCGUACCCCCGGAGUUCCGCAGCAUGACGAUCCUGUGGAACGACGAUAUAGUCUGGAAGCUUUACCCGAAGCUCACAGAUCCCGAGUCAAAGAACGUUCACACUGCUCAGUGGUUGUCUGUUCAGAAAUUCAGUCAAGACUACCCGCAGUUUGAUUUUGUUUGGAACUGGGAGAUGGAUUUCCGCUUCACCGGGCACCACUAUCACCUUUUGGAUAAGCUUGGAGAGUUCGCUAAGAAGCAACCCCGAAAGGGCAUGUGGGAAAGAAACGAGAGAUGGUACAUUCCUACGUUCCACGGCGAGUAUGACGUUGAGUUCCGACAGGAUAUUGAGAAGCGCUAUGGUGAUAACGUUAUCUGGGGCGCUCCUGAAUUCUCUUUCAUCAACCCUAUCGGCCCCAAGCCUCCGGUCGCAAGCCCCGCUCAGGAUAACUACGAGUGGGGAGUGGGUGAAGAUGCCGAUGUGAUCACGGUCUCGCCUAUGUUCAACCCUAUCAACAGUAACUGGGUCAUCGCUAACCAGGUCUGGGGCUACAACGACUCAACUCAUAAGUCUCAAGACAUCCCCCGACGAACGACUAUCGUGACACAGUCUCGAGUGUCGAAGAAGCUACUAAACAUCAUGCACGUUGAGAACCUUCGUGGUAAUCAUGUUGCUUCCGAGAUGACGCCUCAGACGGUCGCCCUUCUGCAUGGUCUCAAGGCAGUCUAUGCUCCUCAUCCUGUCUUUAUGGACCGCGAUUGGAAGGGCAAGUUCCUGAACAAGUGGUUCAACCCUGGUGAAAAUGGCGAAUGUGGUGGUCGCGGUAGCCCCAUGGGCUGGGGACGAGAGCGAAGAUACAUCGGCUCAACCUGGUACUACCGAGCAGUGCCCCCGAACCGACUGUACAACAACUGGAUGGGCUGGCAAGACACAGGUAUUGGUGGCCCGCAGUGGGAGGAGAAGCAUGGACGGCCAUGCUUACCGCCCGUUAUGCUGCACCAGGUCAAGAACACUGAGUCGACCAAGAAUGGUCACGAAACGACCUUUGAAUUAGCCUACGGUUAA